AUGCCCAUCGAAUAUCAGCACGGCCAAUUGAGGGUUCUCUAUCAUCGAUCAAUGCCAAUUCUGAUUUUAGAACAGAUACCAAUUUAUGAGAUUUUCUAUUGCUAAUUAGAUGAAAAAGGACAUGAUAGCUUCUUACUUUUAUCGUUAGAAAUGAUUUGAAACUUGAAAACAUGCCUCAAAACGCUGGAAUUUGAUCAAGAAUACACGAGGCUGAAUUCCACCGUAACCGCCACCUGAGUCUGAAUUCCGAUGGCAGAUAGAAUCAGCGACCUACCCGAUCCAAUCCUCUGUCACAUUCUCUCCUUCCUCCCAACCAAACUCGCCGUAUCAACAACCAUUCUCUCCCGUCGAUGGAAAUCACUCUAUCUCCAUCUCCCCACCCUCCACUUCAACGACGAAACCUUCAACCACUUCGACACCUCCAUCAAAUUCAUCUCCACAAAACUCUCCUCUCCCAACAUCACCGUACCGAUCCAUUCCUUCACCUUCAAACGCACCUCUUCCGUUCACAACCAACCAAUCGUCAACGUCAUUCUCAUCUGGACUUUUCAGCGCUUACGACUCCACAAUCUCCGUUUCCUCGAAAUCACAUUCCACGAGAAUCUAAAUGCUCGAUUACCGAAACACAUUAGUUGUAAGAACCUUCAAAUUCUUAAUUUGAAUUAUGUAAUGAUGACAGAUAUCAAUAUUUCUACUGAAUUGGAUUUUGAAUUCCAUUUCGAUUUUCCACUUCUCAAAAUUCUCCAUUGGAAUACUGUUAAGUUCCUUACUGCUGAAUCUUUUCUCAAGUUUAUGUCUAGUUGUCCUAUACUAGAAGAAUUGCACGCAUGUAAUUCACAAUUCAUAUCUCUUGAAGAUGAAUCAGAAAAGUUUAAGUUGUUUCCGAAUUUGAAAACAGCAAGGAUUUUCGAUAAUAAUGUUCCAAUUACCGUGCUCUCUGAGGUUCAGAGUCUGCAUCUUGAAUUGAAUAUGAAUCGGAUUCGUUGCAAGCAGCUUCCCUUGUUUCGUCGACUCAUCAACAUUGACAUCAUCUUUACCAAUGAAUUGUUGGUGGGGCCGUUGAAGCGGUUGCUACAAUUGCUCCAACAUUGCCCCAUACUUCAAAAUUUUACAAUUCAGGAUUGUGUGGACCAUCAGAACAAGUUGGUUGGCGACUAUUGGAUCGAUCCACCAACUGUUCCAGAGUGUCUUUCAUCGCAGCUCAAAACUUUCUUCUUUAGAGGCUACAAAGACAACGAAAAUGAGUUCCAAUUUGUCAGAUACAUUAUGCAGAACUCAAAGGUACUACAGGCAAUUACAAUUAAGAGCACUCUCGAUGCAGAUGUCAAUAGGAAAGACCAAAUGUUAAUGAAAUUAUCUUUAACUACAAUGGGCUCUACAACAUGUAACCUUUUAUUUGAUUGAUUGAUGGCAGCUCGAGUAUGUAAUACUAGAUUAAUUCUAUAUGCACAAUAGUAGGAUUUGAUGGUUUGAAAUACAUGAAUGCUGUUUCAUUUUUCUCUUUAUGUCAUAGAAGUUUUUCAAAUAUAUUCUGUUUCACUUAAUUAAUUCCUUUUA
Molecule: messenger RNA, 1557 nt
Organism: Vicia villosa (hairy vetch)
Lineage: Eukaryota; Viridiplantae; Streptophyta; Magnoliopsida; Fabales; Fabaceae
Product: putative FBD-associated F-box protein At5g56820
Exons: 3
Coding region: 250-1404 (384 amino acids)
Molecular function (GO): protein binding
Source: RefSeq, a predicted model, not a curated record